AUGGCCGCUGCUCGGUGCCCUUCCCUUGUUCUCAUGCUGCUACUGUCCUGCACCUGCUACGGCGCCGCGUCCGCCGCGGCGGACGGCAAGCUGAUCCACCUCCACUUCUACUUCCACGAGGUCAGAGCCGGCGCCCCCAACGCCACCGUCGUCAGCGUCGUAAGCCUGAACAACAAGAGCGCGGGCGCGUUCGGGGACGUGAAAGUCCUGGACAACGAGCUGCGUGAAGGCCCGGACCCGGAGUCGCGGCUAAUCGGCAGGGCGCAAGGCUUUGGGGUGAACGCGUCACUGGACGGCUCCAGCUAUUUCUCGGCCAUCGACUUCGUCUUCUCCGGCGACGACGGGGAGUACAGCGGCAGCACAGUGUCGGCGCAGGGCCGGUUCGACCCGACGGGGAGACGCACGGAUGAACGCAGCAUCGUGGGCGGCACCGGCAAGCUCCGGUUCGCGCGAGGGUACAUGACCAGCCGGAUCCUGAGCUCCACGAACUCCUACCUCGUCGCCGUCUUCGACAUGUACUUGACCCUCGCCCACUGAUCGUCAAUUAUUCCGCCUUGCUUUCGAAACCAACAGAGAUGUGUUCAGCGUCUAGUUUAUCUGUUGUGUGAGUACAGAGUAUGUGGGUUGUAAUCGUCUAAAGUUGUACCGGAACAAAUAAAAAAAA
Molecule: messenger RNA, 664 nt
Organism: Sorghum bicolor (sorghum)
Lineage: Eukaryota; Viridiplantae; Streptophyta; Magnoliopsida; Poales; Poaceae
Product: dirigent protein 1
Exons: 2
Coding region: 1-537 (178 amino acids)
Source: RefSeq, a predicted model, not a curated record